Messenger RNA from Pyrenophora tritici-repentis Pt-1C-BFP, 1119 nucleotides. Lineage: Eukaryota; Fungi; Ascomycota; Dothideomycetes; Pleosporales; Pleosporaceae. The record is from RefSeq and is a predicted model, not a curated record.
AUGGCAACGACAACAGAAGAACACGGCGCAACGCAGAAUGACUCCAUCGACACUACUGCUCACAUAGUCGAUGAGCAUGUCGACACUCCUGAUCGAGACACGGCAAUCGCCGAGCUCCAAGCUGCCCUGGGCCCGCUCCUCGUCACCAAACGGAACAAAGACGAGGUCCCAUUUCCACCAGUCUAUACUGGCUAUCAGUCUCCUCCGCCCGAGGAACCCUACGUAUAUGAGGGCGUUUUCGAUUUCUUCAGCUUGCCACGAGAGUUACGAGACGAAAUAUAUCGUCUUGUCCUGCACCGCCCGGACGGUGUAUACUAUGCUCGACAUUUUAGCCGGGGUUUCGAUUUCUGGUGGAACAGAGGAAAGGUUGAUGACAUUGUGAACCUGUCCCUCGUUUCCAAGCGAGUCCAUGAAGAGGCAUUGGAAACCUUCUGCCGAUGCAACACAAUCGUCUUGGCCCUUCCUUAUUGCACCGAACGAGACGGUCUUGGGAAGCCCCUCCGAGGCCAGCUUCGUCUGUUCCCUGAAGGUGCUGCCGGGGAGUUGACCCAGGUGAAGAACUUGUAUCACGAUGUUGUCGAACGGUUUCUUAGCUAUCGGGGUCCUGCGCCAAGCCAUAGAAGUAUUGAGGAAGGCGGUGACGGUACUGAGAAUCACCGCAAGGACAAUACUUCUCAAGAGACGUUUUAUGAGAUACUAAGGGAUGCGUAUAUCUUCCAAGAAUUCUUCCCAAAGCUUCAUGUAUUUCACGCUCAAUGGCGUCCGCGGAUGGAUGGUCCCAUUGAUCGUAUUGUGCAAUCCAUGAGUACCAACACCAACAGGGAGGAGUGUGUAGCAAUGUGGAUCAAACUUAUGAAGGAAUGGUUGCAGGACGGAAAUGUUGUUCCGUUGGCAUGUAUCAGGUUCAAUUUAGACGAAUCUAUAUACCGCGGAUACGACCAGAGAGUGGACGAACUAGCGAAUGAGGCAUACCAGACAAUAGUGAGUGAGUGGAAGGCAUCCCAAGUGGACAUUGAGGAGAGUGGGAAGCUAUGGCUAGAAGAGAUGGACAAGGAGGAGGUGGCUAGGAAAGGGAAGAAGGAGAAGAAGGGAGGAAAGAGGGCAAAGCAGAGCACAUGA